Jaculus jaculus (lesser Egyptian jerboa) is the source of this 3978-nucleotide messenger RNA. It is a transcript of the gene Gls, whose product is annotated as glutaminase. The coding region runs from base 198 to 1988 and encodes 596 amino acids. The transcript is spliced from 15 exons. Gene Ontology annotation, molecular function: protein binding; glutaminase activity. NCBI's taxonomy places the organism in Eukaryota, Metazoa, Chordata, Mammalia, Rodentia, Dipodidae. The record is from RefSeq and is a predicted model, not a curated record. Gene Ontology annotation, biological process: L-glutamine catabolic process.
GAAGCGGUCACCGGCAAGUCUCGGGAGCCGCGGCGCCGAGAGCAGCGGCGGAGCGGGAGCCACCACCCCGUCGCUGACCCUUUUUCCUCGUUGCGGCCUCUCGCGGCCCCUGCCGGAGGAGACCGCAUUCGGCAAGGAAGAGCGGCCGCCCACGCCCCGGACGGAGCAUCCUCCGUAGUGGAGUGGGCGCCGACGGCAUGAUGCGGCUGCGUGGCUCGGCGAUGCUGCGGGAGCUGCUCCUGCGGCCUCCCGCCGCCGGCGGCGCGGUGCUGAGGCGGGCGCAGCCCCUCGGCACCCUGUGCAGACGCCCCCGGGGCGGGAGCCGGCCGGCCGCGGGCCCGGCGGUGACCGCGCGACUCCACCCGUGGUGGGGCGGCCGGUCGAGCGGCCCCGCGUCCGGGGGUCUGUCCAGCUCUCCGUCGGAGAUCUUGCAGGAACUGGGCAAGGGGGGCACGCCGUCACAGCCCGGGGCGUCGCCUCCCGCCACCCCGCCGGCGCCCGGCCCCAAGGACGGACCCGGGGACACGGAUGCGUUCGGCAAUGCCGAGGGCAAAGAGCUGGCGGCCGCAGGCGAAAAUAAAAUAAAACAGGGUCUGUUACCCAGCUUGGAAGAUUUGCUGUUCUAUACAAUUGCAGAAGGACAAGAAAAGAUACCUGUUCAUAAAUUCAUCACAGCACUCAAAUCUACAGGAUUGCGAACGUCUGAUCCCAGGUUGAAAGAGUGUAUGGAUAUGUUAAGAUUAACUCUUCAAACAACAUCAGAUGGUGUCAUGCUAGACAAAGAUCUUUUUAAAAAAUGUGUUCAAAGCAACAUUGUUUUGUUGACACAAGCCUUUAGAAGAAAAUUUGUCAUUCCUGACUUUAUGUCUUUUACUUCACACAUCGAUGAGUUAUAUGAAAGUGCUAAAAAGCAGUCUGGAGGAAAGGUUGCAGAUUAUAUUCCUCAGCUAGCCAAGUUCAGUCCUGAUUUGUGGGGUGUAUCUGUUUGUACAGUAGAUGGACAGAGGCAUUCUAUUGGAGAUACCAAAGUUCCCUUUUGUCUUCAGUCUUGUGUAAAACCUUUGAAGUAUGCCAUUGCUGUUAAUGAUCUUGGAACUGAGUAUGUGCACCGUUAUGUUGGGAAAGAGCCAAGUGGAUUAAGAUUCAACAAACUGUUUUUAAAUGAAGAUGAUAAACCACAUAAUCCUAUGGUAAAUGCUGGAGCAAUUGUUGUGACUUCAUUAAUAAAGCAAGGAGUAAAUAAUGCUGAGAAAUUUGACUAUGUGAUGCAGUUUUUGAAUAAGAUGGCUGGUAAUGAAUAUGUUGGAUUCAGUAAUGCUACGUUUCAGUCUGAAAGAGAAAGUGGAGACCGCAAUUUUGCAAUAGGAUAUUACUUAAAAGAAAAGAAGUGUUUUCCCGAAGGUACAGACAUGGUUGGAAUACUUGAUUUCUAUUUCCAGCUAUGUUCCAUUGAAGUGACUUGUGAAUCAGCAAGUGUGAUGGCUGCAACAUUGGCUAAUGGUGGUUUUUGUCCAAUUACUGGUGAACGAGUACUUAGUCCUGAAGCAGUUCGAAAUACACUGAGCUUGAUGCAUUCCUGUGGCAUGUAUGACUUCUCGGGGCAGUUUGCUUUCCACGUUGGUCUUCCUGCAAAAUCCGGAGUUGCUGGGGGCAUUCUGCUAGUUGUUCCAAAUGUCAUGGGCAUGAUGUGCUGGUCUCCUCCUCUUGACAAGAUGGGCAACAGUGUAAAAGGAAUUCACUUUUGUCAUGAUCUUGUUUCUCUGUGUAAUUUCCAUAACUAUGAUAAUUUGAGACACUUUGCAAAAAAACUUGAUCCCCGAAGAGAAGGUGGUGACCAAAGGCAUUCCUUUGGACCAUUGGACUAUGAAAGUCUCCAACAAGAACUUGCUUUAAAAGAGACAGUAUGGAAAAAAGUGUCACCUGAGUCAAAUGAGGACAUCUCUACAACUGUAGUGUAUAGAAUGGAAAGUCUGGGAGAGAAAAGCUAAAGAAAUGGGUUCUAGAUUCACAAUGUUUCUUCAUUUAACUUUUGAAACAUCUUUAGCAUUUGUUUAUUUUUGCAAACUCUUGAGUAUUUAUUUUGAGUUUUUUUUUCCUCUCUCAUCCUUGGGUGUUGGAGCCUUAAACCUAUUUUUUUUUCUUAUAAUCUUUGUAUAAAGAACUAAGUUUUAAAAGAUUUGGUAAAAGAACAUUUACAAAUAAAUGAAGCAAGUUUGCUUUGUUUCUUUUAUUGCAGAAAGGAAAAAACUUAAUUUUUUUAAUUACAUUAAAAUUUUAUAUAGCCAGAUAACCUCAUUAAAGUAUCAUUUCUAAAUUCUGAAAUACACAAAAUGAAAUCAUAAGUUUUGUUGCAUUGUAUUUCUAGUUUUAAAGUUGAUAUGAUAUUGAUAGAGGCAAUAGAAAAGACUUCCAUGAUAAAUACAAGGCUAAAAAGGCAAAAUAAUUCCAAAUUAUUUUAAGAGCAGUAGAUUGUGAAAUCAGCUUCAGUUUAUACAUCUGUGUACUGAUAGACUGGCUUUACAUUUUUAAAAUUCAGCUAGAAUUUAUUGAAUUUAAAAAUAUAUCUCCUCACUUCUUUGCUUUGCUAUUUCUGUGUUUUGUUAGAAUUUUCAUGUACAGUAGUGUUUUACAUGCCCAAACAGUCCAGCCAAAGAAUUGCAGAUGUAAGAGAAUGACAUGUUUCAUUGUUAUAAAGCUAUAAUGGUUACUUACUCAGAGGCAGAGACAAUGAGUGUCUACAAUAUGGAUUUUAUUUUCAUAUUAUCUAUGUAACUUCUGUUAUAUUUAAGUAUGAAUGGUAAAUUUUGAUUUUUAGUAUUUUUAUCAUCAUAGUAAUUUCAUAAGUGCUAAUCAGUAUUUCCUUUGUGAUAAAUUAUGACAUAUUUUGUCAUAUUUGAACUUUUAGAGUACUUAGGAAAUGAAUUUAGUCAGAAGGUAUUAAUUAAGUAUGCAACUAAAAUAACUGUUAAAUCUGAGUCCUUCUGUUUGGUUAUAAAAAUGCAAUAUUGAGAAUCAAAACUCAUUUUCAAGAGAACCGUUGGUUCUAUAUAUCCUGGCAAAGUAAUUGUAAAGUACUAUAGGAUUUAUUCACAUUUCUUCCUCCAUAUAUGCCAUUCUUGUUUUUCCUGCAAUUUAAGGUUUUUUUCCCCUUAAUUCUUAGAAUGUUGCCAUAUGCAGUAGGGCAAGUUCUGUAAAAGUGACUUCAGCAAAAAAUAAAUUUCAAGGAAUAAUUUAGACAAUAGUGCAAAUGCAGUUACAGAAAACCUUGAUCAUAGGCUUGAAGAUUGUGAGACUGGGGACUUUGAUAUUAGAAAAAGAAGUUCCUUCCAAGAAGUGCUAGUCCAGAAGCCUUGUGGGCCAACUUAUGUACUAAAUUUAACAUUUAAAUAAUUACAUACUAAGUUUUAUAUAAAGCUUUUCCAAAGGAUUUUAUGGUCAUUUGAAUACCUUACAGUUCAUUCAGAUGCAUUUCCUAACUGGAUGUUUCUCAAAGCCUUGCCACUGCUGCUCUGCAAUGUCACAUUAUUUUAGUUACAGCAGGGCCCUGUGAUUGAGAUGACUCAAUGCCUUAACUGAAAGAAAAAAACAAAAAAACAAAAAAAGAUUAGGUUUUUUAAUCCAUGUUUCAAUUGUUUGUCACAUCUUAAUAUUUCAUUCAGAGGUUGGUUAUUUUAUACAAAGACUUAAUUUUAUUGAAUAGGUUUUGAAAUGAAAUUGUUAAUUUGUAAUACUUCCUAUGUCAGGAAGGCUGGAAUGCAGAUUUAAAAAAAUAAAAAUAAAAGCUGUGGUUAGAGGAUGGUGCUAGAACAAGCAGCCAGAAGUAUUUGUGGGAAGGUAUUAGUGGAAGAAGAGGUAAGAACUGUGAAUAUCCUGUAAACUGCACAAAAAGAAAAAGAAAAAAAAACUUUGCCAAUUUUAAGGAUAUAUUUUGAUUCCUUCAGUAUUAAUGUCUUUUCAAAUAAAGUUUUUUGAAAAGUA